Staurois parvus is the source of this 323-nucleotide messenger RNA. Lineage: Eukaryota; Metazoa; Chordata; Amphibia; Anura; Ranidae. The record is from the annotation of a GenBank genome assembly.
AUGUAUGUGAAAUGGUUUGAUACAGUAAUGUUUUGCUAUGUGAUUUUAGUGUAUUUAGUGAAUGUCACUUUUUCACAUUUUCAAAUUUCCCGCCGUUCUGUCCCCGUACGUCCUGUUGUCGCAGGGGACGGAACCCAGAAGACAGAUGCUGGCAUCGGCCAGAGGACAUUGCAGGGCACACUGCAGGAGGGACAUCGCAGGAGCACAGGACAAGGUAAGUGAAGAAGAGAUACUGGAGCAGUGCUGCAAGGUAUUCCUGAGUAUAGCUCGGGGUUACCGCUUGUGCUACACUCGGGAAUACCUCCAGGGAGGUUAAAGGCUAA